AUGGAACAACCGAAGUUGAAAAGGCGCAGUUUGCGGAGCGAAGCUUCUGGAAACCCUAAGGCAUAUAACAAUCCUAAAAUCAUUGAUGCUUCUUCCAUUGCUAAUCGUCUCAUGAAUGAUGUUACUUCACACAAGUUUGAGCAAGAGAGAGGACACUCUGCAUCGGCUGUUGAAUGCUACAUGAAAGAACAUGCGGUUUCAAAAGAAAAAGCAUGUAAUGGAUUGAAGAAGAGAGUGGAGAAUGCUUGGAAAGAUAUAAACCAGGAAUUGAUAUUUAGUGAGAUAUCCAAAGUUGUUCCAAGGACAGUUCUUACACGAAUACUCAAUUUUACAAGGGUCACCGAGUUCAUUUACAAGAAUAGAGAUGAGUACACACAUGUUGGGAAAAAUACAAAAGAAGGGAUAACUUCUUUGCUCAUUGAUCCCAUCUCAGUCUCUUAUUGA
Gossypium arboreum is the source of this 444-nucleotide messenger RNA. Its product is annotated as sesquiterpene synthase 2-like. The transcript has 3 exons. The record is from RefSeq and is a predicted model, not a curated record. NCBI's taxonomy places the organism in Eukaryota, Viridiplantae, Streptophyta, Magnoliopsida, Malvales, Malvaceae. Bases 1 to 444 code for a protein of 147 amino acids. Gene Ontology annotation, molecular function: terpene synthase activity; magnesium ion binding.